AUGGGGCUGCAGGCGAAGCCUGUGGUUUCAAACUUAUGCACUUUUCGGCCCGGAACUGGUGCUGGCGGGACUGGCUUUGCCCACGCCCUGCGACUAGACUACACAGGCAGGUUGGGUACGUUCCUUGAAGAUGAGAUUCUGGCACGAUCCUGCGCGCUAAGUCCCCGAGCACUGGCAAACUUGACUGGCUUGCUUUAUGGGUCUGGAGCACACGCCAAGAGCCGCGCCGCACUGCAGUUGCGCAGUGUGGCCUUGUCAAAACUGUGCAAGUUCUCGGCAGCGGAACUUGUAGAUUUGGCUUCCGGGCUCACAAACGCUGGGCUGAUGGACAGAGACCUUUUGCACAGGUUGCGGACAGCAUGCGAUGCUCUUUUCGAAGGGGACAGGCGCGAGGUGGAGUACAGAGCAGCCAUGGAGAAGAACACAAGGAAGCUCUCGGCAGAACUCGGCCGCGAGAAGUCAGCCACCUGGCCGAUGGCGCCCGAGAUUCUGAUGGACUUUGCCAGCACCCUUGUGCUUUCCAAGCCUCCUGGGUGGUCUUGUGCUACACGACGAGGGACGAAGAAAGACCCAGACGGUGAAGGAAGGUCACGCCAUGGAGAGCCUCCGCUCAUAUCUGAGUACCUUCAGAGCCUUGACAAGGAGAGGGCGGUAUCACAGGAUUCUUCAGUGGACCAUGGUUUGACACAUAGACUGGACCUUGAGACCAGUGGUGCUCUGCUCACUGCCAAAACAUUCCAGAGCUACUGGCGGCUCCGCCUCGACUUCUCCACACAGAGCGUCAAGCGCCGGUACUUGGCUUUGGUUCAUGGUGCUCUGCCACUCGGGGAGUGGCAGCAUGUCAACUUGCCCUUGCAGCUGACCCGUGUUCCACACGGAGAUUCUGGACGGUCCGUUCGCUCCAAGUCAGUGGUCAGCCAUGACUUUGGAAGGCGAGGGCGGGCGAAAUGA
Messenger RNA from Symbiodinium natans, 951 nucleotides. The record is from the annotation of a GenBank genome assembly. NCBI's taxonomy places the organism in Eukaryota, Dinophyceae, Suessiales, Symbiodiniaceae.